Messenger RNA from Naegleria lovaniensis, 1581 nucleotides. RefSeq lists its product as uncharacterized. The coding region runs from base 1 to 1581 and encodes 526 amino acids. Gene Ontology annotation, cellular component: Golgi apparatus. The transcript has 3 exons. Lineage: Eukaryota; Heterolobosea; Eutetramitea; Acrasida; Naegleriidae. The record is from RefSeq and is a predicted model, not a curated record.
AUGUUCAUGUCUCAUGCUUCUUCCGCAACCACACCAACACACCAUCAAGUUGAUGCCACAACACCCUUCUCUCCUAUUCCACAAUCACCCCAACAACAAGAUCUUCUUGUCAACAACAACAUGACACUCGAUCCCUCUUCUGUCACUUCUGAAUAUUAUUAUGACAUUAGUGAUGUCAUUAAAAACACAGAACUUGCCAUGAAUGAAUCAUCAUUGACCAAUCCUCCGAAUGACAUAUCCAAUCAUUCCUCUCGAUUUCGUAUUCAAUAUUUGAAAUUAAUGAGAAAAUUUAAAUCCUUAUCCUUGUGGUCAAAACUAUUUCUAUUAUUAGUGAUUAUAUUGGUGACGACCAUUUUCAUUGCAGGUUUGACAAGUAUGAUUUUCAAUGCUGCAGUUUUGAAAAAUUCAACAGCCAUUUAUUUUCUAAGUGCCAUGUUUUUAUUGAGUGGAUUGAGUUUGGUCUAUUUUGCAUGUGUCGCAAUAUUUGCUGAAAAUGAAUAUUUAUUAUUUGCAUUUCUAGUUCAGAGUAUUUGGGGUGGAUUAAUGGCUGCAUUUAUGGUGUAUCAGAGUGCAGUAGCUAUAAGUAUAGCAGAGAAUAAUCAUAAUAGUGGUACUGGUAGUGGUACUGGUAGUGGUAAUAAUACUGGUGGUAAUAAUACUGGUGGUAAUAAUAAUUCUGAAUCAAAUUAUGUGACCACCAAAGUGGUAGUCAUUCUAUUAAUUAUUAUACCCACUUGUUUAUAUUAUAUUGCAUUUUUAUUAUUUGUAAUUAUAUUGAUACCAGUGUAUAGAUCUUUUGGAUGGAAGAUUUUCAGACGUGUUGGAUCCUCUCCUCAUCUCGUUCGAUAUUAUCGAUUUUAUUGUAUUUAUAAGGCCAUUCUUCAAGUAGAUGUUGGAUUUUUAACAGCAUUACUUACUAUGGCCAUGUUUUGGCUCAAAUUUGAUUGGAUGUAUUUGUCUCAAAUUGGACUUGUUGCUUCCUAUAUAUUUUCACUAAUUUGUGUUCCACUUACUUUACUUGCCAUUAAGAAAGAAUGGUAUCUCUUACAAAUACCAGUAUUAUUAUUUGAUUUAGUAUUACCUGGAUAUUUAGUUUACAAAAUUAUUGAAGCAUGGAUUGAAAAGGAGACUAGAAUUGCAAAAGAUAGUGUGUUAGAUCAAACAGCGAUUGUGGUCAUCAUGACUAUUAUUUCAAUAUUUGUUUUAUUGGUUCGAUUUGUCAUGAUAACAUUUGGUGUGAUUUGUACAGUGAAUUUUAGAAAGGGUUUGAAAAAAAUAUUCGAACAAGAUUUUAUUAGUUACAAGAAAAGAUUUUACACUUGGUUUGGAAUGAAAAAUCGAUUAAAUCGUUUGAAUGCUGAACUCCAACAAUCUCUCAUGGAAGCUCAACAGAAAGAAGAAGUUUCCAAAUCAUCAUCACAACAACAACAAUAUAGACUAAAUCACCAUGAUGUUCACGGUGAAACCAAGAGUAUUCAUGAUGAUACGCCAAUGCAUGAGCAUGUUGAAAAAAAAAAGAAAAAGAAGAAGAAAAAGAAAAAGGUCAUGAAUCCUGAAACGACUGCUUAUUCUCAAUUGUAA